UUUUUUUUAAAUUUUUAAUUUUUUUAUUAUUAUUUUUUUUUUUUAAGAACAUCAUUGUUUUCUAUGUAGCACCACGUUAAAACACAGCCCCUUGACAGCAAGAAAACACAAGAAGAAUUAGUAUUAUAAGAAAGUCAACAUUAGAAAGAGAAAUUUCAAUGGGACUCUUUGUUUGUAACUUUGUAGCAUCUCGGACAUAAAGUCCAAAACUAGCUAGAUGUCUCAUUAUCCCUUGCAAUUCACAAUAUAUAAUGUUUUAUUAUCGAUCCUUGGUUUUACCACAGCUCCUUCAUAUAUCCUCAGCAUAUACUAAAAGCGACAUAGAUGAUAAUAUGAAACUUUUGGCUGUAAGCCCUUUGAUCAUUAAUCCUAGUGCAUAAAGUAAUCCCUUGUAAAGAUUAUAAAUGCUUCAAUAUUGCAGCAACCUUCCCUUUAAACUUACCCAGAUCGCAUAAGUUUUUGGAAGAAAGGCAUACUUUGUAUUACAGGAAUGAGGAAUGGGUACUUGGUUUGUUUGUCUUUGGGGAUUUGCCUUCUACUUCAAGUUCAACAUGCUCAUGCCAAAGAAAAUAAAACGGACCCAACGGAUAAUGUAAAUCUGACCCCAUUCCGGGCUUGGAGAAGUGCUUAUUACUGCUUGCAGAGAAAAGCCCCUGCUAAUUGCACAGCAUUUGAGACGGUUUCGCUGACAGACAGAGGACUAAUAGAUGUGAUCCCAAGUGGGAUAGGAGAAUACUGCAGUGCAGACACAGGGUGUGCACAACACGUCUUGGAUGUGCUUAAAUGCAUCUACCUUUGCAAACGAGACUUCUGGUUUGCCAAUAACGCCACCGUUUCAGUGCUCAAUCAAACCAUUCAUGAUGGAUGCUCCAACAAAAAAAGUAUAUCGACACUGAAUCGGAAUUAUAAAAAGAGCAGUGGGAUGAAGGUGCAGCAGAAGAUUUAUACACCAUUUGUUGCAUCACUAUCAACCUUGGCAUUCAUAGCCAUCUUCAACAUGUGAAACGUUUUGCACUUGCUGUGUGAAUGUGUGAUAACCGGGACAACAUGCAAGUAUAUUUAUGGGCUUAGGCUUAAUCAUCUAGAGUGCUAUAAUUGAAACUAUCAAUAAGAUCAACAGUUUCAUUACACUGCAAGCAUGCGAGUCGAUCACACACUUAUCUUUGUUUGCACCUAUCUUAUUUGUAAUAUUUUGUAAUAAUCGUGAUUAUAUAUAUAUAUAUAUAUAUAUAUAUAUAUAU
This is a messenger RNA of Rosa chinensis, 1241 nucleotides long. RefSeq lists its product as uncharacterized. NCBI's taxonomy places the organism in Eukaryota, Viridiplantae, Streptophyta, Magnoliopsida, Rosales, Rosaceae. The transcript is spliced from 4 exons. Bases 491 to 1003 code for a protein of 170 amino acids. The record is from RefSeq and is a predicted model, not a curated record.